Molecule: messenger RNA, 123 nt
Organism: Dibothriocephalus latus
Lineage: Eukaryota; Metazoa; Platyhelminthes; Cestoda; Diphyllobothriidea; Diphyllobothriidae
Source: the annotation of a GenBank genome assembly
AUGAUCGGUCUUUAUCUCCUCUGUCCGCUGCAGACCUUCUUCACCCGAGCCUACGACCGCAUUUGCGAGGAACAGAAGCAGGAGGCAGCUGCCGCUGGCAACGGUGACGCCCUACCCGCCGCC